AUGGUAGACAGACAUAUAAGGGACGAAGCGCUGAGUCGAACACCAGUGCAUCAUUCACAACAUGCAUACCAGGCUGGUAAAUCCGUUGAAACGGCUCUACACGAAGUAGUUAGCUACGUCGAGAGGGCCUUUCGGCAGAAGGAAUCAGUUCUGGGAGUAUUCAUUAAUAUCGAAGGGGCAUUUGAUAAUACACCCUUCGAAGCCAUCUGUGAAGCAGCGGAACGCUUUGGGAUAGAGGAAUCUAUCACAGAGUGGGCCCACAAUAUGCUCCGCUCGAGAAUGGUGACAACCGAACUUAGUGACACUAAGGUACGGGCCCGUGUUCGAAGAGGCUGUCCGCAAGGAGGCGUGACCUCUCCUCUCAUGUGGCUAUUAGUCAUUAACGAGCUUCUAGUAAGGCUGGAGAAGCUAGGAGUACACUCAGUGGGCUACGCGGAUGACGUUGCUUUGAUGAUCAGAGGUAGUAGUCCAACAGAGAUAAGAUGGAGGAUGCAAAGAGCACUCGAUCUUGUACAGAAUUGGUGCACCGACAGAUCUCUGAAGGUUAACCCUAACAAGACAGAGAUGGUGCUCUUCACCAAAAAGAGGAAGCAUAAGUUAAAUGCGCCUUCAAUUUUCGACACUGAGCUGAAGUUUUCAACAGAGGUACGCUACCUUGGAGUAACUCUGGACAAUAAGCUCACGUGGAGAAGCCAUAUAAGGAAACAGGCUCAAAAAGCCACUGUCACUUUUUGGGCCUGUAGAAGGAUAUUUGGCACAACGUGGGGUCUAAAACCAAAACUAGUAAGGUGGAUCUACACGGCUAUUUUGAUACCCCAAUUAACCUUUGCCUCUGUCAUUUGGUGGCCCGCAAUACGAAGGGACGUCAAUAUCAAGGCAUUAAAUAAGGUCUACCGACUUGCUCUGCUAGGUAUAACAGGAGCGUUUAAAACAACUCCCACCCUAGCUAUGGGGGCACUCCUGAAUGUAGUCCCCCCAAAUAUAACUAUAGAAUCUCUGGGUGUGAAAACGGCUUUGAGACUGCAUUUUGUUGGGUUGUGGACGAAGGCUAGGACGGGACAUGCGUCCAUCCUACGGAACAGAGAUCUCGAAGAGGUCCUGGCCCAAGGAGGGGACUAUGGCUCUCGUGGCUACGACUUCCGACACAAAUACAAAGUCCUCUUUCCAAACAGGCAGGAAUGGGAAGAAGGAAGCGAUGAAAUCCUAUCACCCCAAGGGCUAGUCUGGUUUACGGACGGGUCCAAAAGGGUAGAGGGAGCAGGUGCAGGAAUUUAUAGCGGCGGACCCAAAACUGAGAUAUCCCUCAGACUGGGUCACACUGCCUCUAUUUUUCAGGCAGAAGUAUAUGCGAUUCGGGCCUGUGUAAAGCAUAUUUUAGAGCUAAAUCACAAGAACAAACACAUAUACAUAUGCAGUGACAGCCGUGCAGCUCUCAAGUCUCUCACAUCGGUUGUGGUGACUUCAAGGCUGGUACGAGACUGCAUCACACUCGCUAACAAACUAGCGAGCGCCAACUACGUCAAUCUCAUUUGGGUACCGGGUCACAGCGGUAUCAAAGGGAACGACAUAGCAAAUGAAUUGGCAAGGACAGGGGCCUGCAAAACGGACCCUGAGCCAGUCUGUUCAAUUCCGGUGCCUCUGUGCUUUAUAAGAAGCCACUUGGCUCAAUGGACAUGUGACAGGUUCUGGGACCUGUGGCUUGAAGCCGGAGGCAUGCGACAUACGAGGGCACUAGUUCAAGGACCAUCGAAGUCGCUUGGUGCCAGUCUAGUAGAGCUCGACAGAUCCAAAUUGAGGAUCAUUGUCGGGCUCGUUACAGGACACUGGUUUACCGGGAGGCAUCUGAAGCUCAUGGGCAUUACCGAUGACUCGAUAUGCCCGAGAUGCAAUUUAGAGGAUGAAACUCCCCUUCACCUGCUGAGCCAAUGCAGAGCCUUAGAGGAUGUAAGGAAAGACAUCUUGGGCAUCUGUGAUGACACUCGGCCUAACUUAUUAGAGGUUGGGAUGGGCAGAUUUCUGCGAUUCUCGAAAUCCAUAAAUCUGCUAACCCAACCUUAA
Microplitis mediator is the source of this 2058-nucleotide messenger RNA. RefSeq lists its product as uncharacterized. NCBI's taxonomy places the organism in Eukaryota, Metazoa, Arthropoda, Insecta, Hymenoptera, Braconidae. The record is from RefSeq and is a predicted model, not a curated record. The transcript has a single exon. Gene Ontology annotation, molecular function: nucleic acid binding; RNA-DNA hybrid ribonuclease activity. The coding region runs from base 1 to 2058 and encodes 685 amino acids.